This is a messenger RNA of Chilo suppressalis (striped riceborer), 351 nucleotides long. Lineage: Eukaryota; Metazoa; Arthropoda; Insecta; Lepidoptera; Crambidae. The record is from the annotation of a GenBank genome assembly.
AUGGGUGUUGAUUUUCUGGGUUUUGCAUACGCCGCUACCGUGGCCGCUGGUGGAAUCAUGGGUUAUGCGAAAGCAGGGUCUAUACCAUCCCUUGGAGCAGGUAUCAUCUUCGGAUCAAUUCUCGGCAUGGGAGCAUAUCAGCUUAGCCAGGACCCCUCCAAAUAUGGUUUGAUGUUGGGCACCACCACAGCGCUGGGAGGACUUAUGGGUUACAGAUUCUACAACAGCAGGAAGUUCAUGCCAGCCGGCCUAGUGUUCUGUCUAUCAGUGGGAAUGUUGGCCAAACUGAUGGUGAAAAACGUCGGCUCUGGCCCAGUGCCCGUGAAAACUGAUAGAAAUGAAGAGAUAUGA